AUGAUCGCUAACCUCUUCCGGGACGAGGAAACAGCAGCUGUCUUUCUUUCGCUUUCUUUCUUCUUUCUUUACGCUUUUAGCUGUCUUUCUUUCGCUUUCUUUUUUCUUAACGCUUUUCGCUGUCUUUUCUUCUCUUUCCUUCUUUUUUUCUUUACCGUCUUCGCCUUUUUCGCUUUCUUUUUCUCUUUUUCCUUUACGCUUUUCGCUGUCUUUCUUUUUUCUUUACUUUUUCGCUGUCUUUCUUUCUUUUUCUUUCUUUCUUUUUACUUCACCUUUCGCUGUUUUCUUUCUAAUUUUCUUUCUUUCUUUCUUUCUUUCUUUCUUUCUUUCUUUCUUUCUUUCCUGCUUACUCGUGUUUCCCUUUAUUCUUUUCUUUCUUAUUCGCUUUCUUUCUUUUUUCUUACUUUUUUCUUUCUUUCUCUUUCUCCUUUCUUUCUUUCUUUCUUUCUUUCUUUCUUUCUUUCUUUCUUUCUGCCUGCCUGCCUGCCUGCUUUAGCGCAGACUUCUAAUAAUUUGUACACGAGAGAUAUCGCACGACGACCCUUUACCGAAUUCUCUCAAAAUAGGCAUUUACGAUGUAGCAUUUAUCUCGACGCGAACACCGACCUUCCGGAAGAAAAUAUAGUAAUAGAUCUAUCUAUCUAUCUAUCUAUCUAUCUAUCUAUCUAUCUAUCUAUCUAUCCGAGUGUGUUCAUUAUCUAUCUAUCUAUCUAUCUAUCUAUCUAUCUAUCUAUCCGAGUGUGUUCAUUAUCUAUCUAUCUAUCUAUCUAUCUAUCUGAGUGUAUUCAUUAUCUAUCUAUCUAUCUAUCUAUCUAUCUAUCUAUCUAUCUAUCUAUGUGUCUGUCCGUCGGCUCAUGUCCAUUUAAAUCUACGUUCAACGAUUUCUUUUCGCAUGAUUUGAAUAUUCACUUCUUUCCUUCAUACGUCAUUCCUACCUUCUUUCACCUGAUUCGUUUCUUCCUUUCUUUCUCUACGUUUGUCGCUGUCUUCUUUCUUUUCUUUCUCUACGUUUGUCGCUGUCUUCUUUCUUUCUUUUCUUUCUUUCUUUCUCUACGUUUAUCGCUGUCUUCUUUCUUUCUUUUCUUUCUCUACGUUUAUCGCUGUCUUCUUUCUUUCUUUUCUUUCUCUACGUUUGUCGCUGUCUUCUUUCUUUUCUUCCUUUCUUUCUCGACGUUUCUCGCUGUCAUCUUUCUUUUCUUCCUUUCUUUCUCGACGUUUCUCGCUGUCUUCUUUCUUUCUUUUCUUUCUCUACGUUUGUCACUGUCUUCUUUCUUUUCUUCCUUUCUUUCUCGACGUUUCUCGCUGUCUUCUUUCUUUCUUUUCUUUCUCUACGUUUGUCACUGUCUUCUUUCUUUUCUUCCUUUCUUUCUCGACGUUUCUCGCUGUCAUCUUUCUUUCUUUACUUUCUCUACGUUUGUCGCUGAUUUUUUUUCUUCCUUUUUUCUCUUCGAUGGUCGAUGGUCGAUGUCUUCUUUCUUUCUUUCUUUCUUUCUUUCUUUUCUUUCUCUACUUUGUCGCUGUCUUCUUUCUUUUCUUUUCUUUCUCUACGUUUGUCGCUGUCUUCUUUCGUUCUUUUCUUCCUUUCUUUCUCUAAGUUUGUCGAUGUCUUCUUUCUUCCUUUCUUUCUUUACAUUUGUCACUGUCUUCUUUCUUUCGUUUCUUUCUUUCUUUUCUUCCUUUCUUUCUCGACGUUUGUCGCUGUCUUCUUUCUUCCUUUCUUUCUUUUCUUUCUCUACGUUUGUCGCUGUCUUCUUUCUUUCUUUUCUUUCUUUCUUUCUCUACGUUUAUCGCUGUCUUCUUUCUUUCUUUUCUUUCUCUACGUUUAUCGCUGUCUUUCUUUCUUUUCUUUCUCUACGUUUGUCGCUGUCUUCUUUCUUUUCUUCCUUUUCUUUCUCUACGUUUAUCGCUGUCUUCUUUCUUUCUUUUCUUUCUCUACGUUUAUCGCUGUCUUCUUUCUUUCUUUUCUUUCUCUACCUGUCUUCUUUCUUUCUUUCUUUCUUUUCUUUCUCUACUUUGUCGCUGUCUUCUUUCGUUCUUUUCUUCCUUUCUUUCUCUACGUUUGUCGCUGUCUUCUUUCUUUUCUUCCUUUCUUUAUCUAAGUUUGUCGCUGUCUUCUUUCUUCCUUUCUUUCUUUACAUUUGUCGCUAUCUUCUUUCUUUCUUUUCUUCCUUUCUUUCUCGAAGUUUGUCACUGUCUUCUUUCUUUCGUUUCUUUCUUUCUUUUUUUUCUUCUUUCUUUCUCACUUGCUUGCUUGCUUGUCGCUUUCUUUCUUUUUUAAGCUUCUAA
Messenger RNA from Acanthosepion pharaonis, 2286 nucleotides. The record is from the annotation of a GenBank genome assembly. Lineage: Eukaryota; Metazoa; Mollusca; Cephalopoda; Sepiida; Sepiidae.